Messenger RNA from Naumovozyma castellii, 2481 nucleotides. RefSeq lists its product as uncharacterized. The coding region runs from base 1 to 2481 and encodes 826 amino acids. Lineage: Eukaryota; Fungi; Ascomycota; Saccharomycetes; Saccharomycetales; Saccharomycetaceae. The record is from RefSeq and is a predicted model, not a curated record. The transcript has a single exon.
AUGAGAAAUAGCAAUACUGAUAUUCGUGGACCCAAAACAACAUCCACUAUGGAGGCCCCCAUUAAUUUUAUACAAGAUGGUCCUCAUCUACCGAAUAUGCCUCUUUCUGAUGAAGAAUUUCCAAUUAGGACCCAAUUUGGUCUCAUGAAUGAAAGAGUAGAUGUAUUAAGUCGAAGGUUCGACGAAUUAGAGACAACACUAGUUUCGAAAGACUCAUCGCUGCUGAAGUCCAUUCAAGAUUUAUUCACCAUUUUAGAGAUUAUACUAAACAACUAUUCUACCUUAGAAAGGGAAAUGGAGGAAUUCAAGAAAAACCAGACUAAGAUAGACAUGCGAGCAAUAAAGAGACUUGAAAAAAUAUACCUCGAUCUUUCAUCGCCUAAAGAUGAAAAUGUGAAUUCUAAUAAGUACGUAUACAAUACAGAAAAACAGACGGUAUUACACAAUGAAUCAUCUUUGAAUUCUUCAGAUAUAGACCUUGCAUCAAGUUAUAGAUCCGAUGAUGGGCAACAUAGUUAUGCGAAUGACUCAAAUCAGUCAAUCAAAAGUCAUAUCUCUGAAGAUCAAAAUCCUUCAUCUACAGAGAACGUUCCACGAUUAAUCCAUAAAAAGGGUUCUGUAUCAGUAUCAUCCGAGGGCAUGACCGAAAACAUGGAAUUGGAACCAGUUCGAAUAGUAGAGAAUAAAGUUCUACAGAAUUUAGAUAAUAGGUCUGCCAUAGAAAAUAAAGGCUUGAUUGCUGGAAAAACGAAUACAGUUGGCAUUCCAAUAAUAUCUCAAUCAUCAAGCGAGGAAGAACCAUAUAAUGAACAACAGCAGGUUUAUCAACAUGAAGCCAAUAGAGCAAAUUGCCAAGAUGAAAUGGAAAUUAUUAACAUUUCACUAAAAGAUGAAGACAGCAAUGAAGUAGUUCCAUCAAAUGAUAAUAGCGAAAUUACACGGAUUGUACCAAGGACAGACCCGGAGUCGACCCCAUCCAUUAAAAAUGGACCAAGAAAAAUUUCAAAGAAAUCAUUACCUUCAAAAUCUAAAAAUAAUGAUAAAUCUUUGAAAGGGAAGCUCACAUCUUCACUUAACCAUGUUAGCGAGUCUGAUUUAUCAGGUAACUCGGAAGAAGAGAUUCCUGGCGCAUCUAUGCUAGGGACACCAACAAAUAGUAGUUCAACAGGAAAAUCAGAGAACGGAACACAGUUAAGCAAAUUUCAUUUAGCCACUGAUGCCGCAUUCAACGAUUUCUUCGCCGGUAACAUUCCAAAGAAAGUCAGUAGCGACUAUGAUUUUUCAAAUCUGUUGGAACAUAAAGCAGUUAAAACACCUCAUAAGGUUAGAAAGAUAACUAGUCCUAAGAAAAACAAGGUUCCUACAAUUGAAAAUGAAAACAGUGCUGUGUUUUCCUCACUGAAUUACAAAGAUCAAGUUACCCCUUCUAGUCGUAGAACUACUUCUCUCACUUUAACUAAAAAAUCUAAAGAUACUGAUGGUCAUCUGAUCGAGAAAGCGGAUAUCAAAUAUCCUCAACCUACAAAAAUGCAAACAGAAACAGCCUCAUCUGAUGAGGCCAUCUCGGCAGGAAGUAUCCGUUUUACUAAACCAAGAAAAGAAAAUGAAGAAGUAAAUCACAUAGUGCAAACCCCAAUUAAUGUCAAGAAUUUGAAUGGUACACAAGGAUUUGAUGGACUGAAAUCAUCACAGGCUCCUAAAACUGCAGUUGUUGGCUCAGAUAUAGGUAAACCGUCUAAAGAAAGAGACAGCAAGAGAACUACGAAGUCUAUUGGCUUUGUUUCGCAAAGAUGGUCUGUUAUUGACGGAUAUUUAUUGGAAAAGGUAGCUGGGAAAUGCUUUAUAAGAGACUAUGGCAAUAUUGCUCACAGAUUGAGAACUUAUGAAAAAAUGAAACUUAGCAACUACAAGUUAUUGAGCCUAUCAAGUAUAAGGUUGCAAUAUCCAAAUACCGAUCUUGUUCCAUGCUCCUCUAAAGAAUUAUUUGCUCAGAGCCAUCUUGAGGUAAAAAAGUUUGUUCGCACAGAUGAAGGCUUCAAGCUCUUGAGUAAGUCGGUGAGAAGAAAGGCUAGAAGAGACGCAAUCGAAUUUACUGUGAUUCCGAUUCGAUAUAGGAGCGGUCCAGAGAAGUAUUUCUACUUUCAAGAGAACAAAUCACUUCAAGAAAAGGCUUCCAAUAAUACUGUUGCCGAGAAAAACUCUUCACUCGAUAUUAUUAAUGAUGGUGAUGGAAAAACUGUUAUAACCAAUUCUAACUUUAAUGAUUUUUUAGAAGACGAGAAUAUUCCAUUGAGCCAGUCACGUAGACCUACAGUUCCAGAAAAGAAAUCGAUAAGAGCAAGAAGCAAGUUUGAUGCUGCUCCUUUAGAUUAUCAGACGAAUACCGACGAAAUAAAGGAUGCUGAAGAAAAUACCGUAAGCACGGCUCUCAAAGAUUUGGAUAUUGCUGAAGUAGAGCACGAAAUCGAUGGACGUACUUAG